UAAACCGUAUAUAGAUUCAAUAUCUAUAUAUCGCAGCAAUAUCGUUGAAUCCGAUAUCGCCUUAUCAGCCGAUACCCUAUAUUGCUCGACGUGACGCGCAUCGGCGCAUCGUACCGAUACGUAUAUCCGUGAUCAGAGCGACCAGGAAUAUUCGUUUAGUUCGUAUCGAAUCGGUCAGAGUGAGUGAACGCACGAUAGGGAGCACGUGAUGAAUGCAACAGAAAUAGGCAUUAUCCAUACAAUUGUAAAUCUUAUAUUUAAGUACAUAUGUCUGAAAAUUAUUCUUAACGUAUCAGCAGGAUACAGUUUAGGAAAAAAGUUUCAACUUUCGACUUUAAUUUGAAUGCAGUAUUGCCUAUUUGCACUGUUGUAUUUAAUUUCACGUGGCUUAACCUUGAACUAAAAUUUUUUGACAAGUGUUUAUAAAUACUUAAAGGUUUUUUGUGUUUGAUUUUUAAAGUACUCGUACACAUUUUUCUAUUUUUAGUUGAAUUUAUUUGUUGUGUUUGUUAAGCUUUUGAAAGCUUAGAAACUUUUAUUUUAACAUAAACUUUGUAAAUAAUUUAUAAUAAAAUUAAUUUUACAGUUUGUGAUGUAUAAAAUAGGUUAACACCGUGACUUUAUGUAUAGCUUAAAUGUGUAAAUAAUAACAGUGCACGUAGUAAUUAAUAAAUAGGUACUCAGUUAUAUUCAAAUAACAAUAAUUGUGUGACACUUAAAAACAAUUUUCAUAAUGGCGCGUACAAAUUCCAGUGUUUUAUGGGAAUUUUUUGAUAAGUCAAAUGUGGUUGAUAAAAAGGCCAAAUGUCGUGUUUGUGGUUGCUUAUAUAGCUAUAAAGGUACUACGGGGAAUUUAAAGGCACAUUUAAAAAAGAGACAUUUGGAUGCAUAUUUAAGUCUAACGAGUGGACAGCAAGAAAUAAGAACACAAAAUAUUGCCGAUACUACACCAUCAGUGCCACAUGUUACAAUAACAAGUACUAUAAUAUCAACUACAGCCACCUCAACAGGAGCAGCAGUGUGCCCAUCAGGGUCCCAUGUGUCUGCUGUAGCCACAAGCCAACAAAUACGACAGCAACAACAAAUUGAAAGUUGUAACACCGCAAAACAAAUUUCAGGAGAAUUAAAAAGGAAAAUAGACAGUGAUCUUCUCGAUUUGUUUGUCGAUAGUUAUCAACCUUUUACCUUGGUAGAAGAAAGAUCUUUUAAAAAGUUUGUUCGUUGGAUUCCUGGCUACCAGCUGCCUACUAGAAAAACAAUUUCGAACGUCAUGAUUCCAACUUUAUUUAAUAAGACAAAAGAAACUCUUAAAACUGAAUUAUUACAAAUAGAAAAUAUUUGCCUUACCGCAGACUUAUGGACGUCGAGGGCUAAUGAAUCCUAUUUGGCUGUUACGGGACAUUUUAUCACAGACGAUUAUGAGCUGAAAACAUGCUUACUCGAUUGCAGUAACUUUCAGGAGUCCCAUACGAAUGAUAAUAUUCAAACAGUUUUGAUUGUGAUGGUAAAGGAAUGGAACCUGACUAAUAAAAUAAAUUUCGUUAUAACAGAUAAUGCUGCCAAUAUACAGAGAGCCAUUUCUAACAUCGGUUGGAAGCAUUAUGGAUGUUAUGGUCAUACUUUGAAUUUGAUUGUGCAAAAUGCUAUUUCUAAUGAUGAGACACUACAGAAUUUAUUAGAGAAAGUUAAAAAAAUUGUACGCUUUUUUAAAAGUAGCAGCACUGCCUUGGAACAACUUUUAAAAGCCCAAACGAAUGACCAGCCAAAUUGCAUCCCAAAGCGCUUAAUUCAGGAAGUUCCGACAUGCUGGAACUCCACCUUUCAGAUGGUUAGGCGAUUCGUUGAUCUCGAACAGUGCCUCAGAUCGACAGUGGCAAUAUUAAAAAAAGAUUUACCGAUAAUUACAAAUGAUGAGUGGUUGUUGCUUGCCGAAAUAGCAAAGAUAUUAAAGCCCUUUCAUGAAGCAACUGAAUCAAUGAGCGGUGAAAAAUAUAUGACCGCUAGCUCAGUCAUAGUCAUGACACGAUGCCUGACAACAGCAUGCGACAAAUUAUUAAUAGAAGAUUAUUGUGAGCUUUCGAAGGAAAUAAUUUAUAAACUAAGAUCAGGACUAGUAAUGAGGUUCACAAAUGUUGAAAGAAGUGAAACAUUUUCUGUGUGUACAUUCCUAGAUCCAAGGUACAAACUGGCCGUAUUUUCUGACGAAAAUGAAGCAAAAAACACCAAAAAACGUGUGCAAGAUCUUUUGAUGGGAAUCAUACUACAGGAGAAUCAGGAGUCUGCACAAGAUCAGGUUCAUGCCUCGAUUUCCGAACACCACGAAGCCGAUAAAUUCUCUCCGUGGGCCAUCCUUAGUGAAAUAGUUGGUCAAAAACAGACCGUUGGAACUCCACUAUCAAAAGCCAUAAAGGAAAUUGACACAUACCUAAAAGAUGAUGUCUUACCCGUUUUCAAGGGGACGACUUGGAGUUGUCCACUGGAAUGGUGGCGUAAACAUAAAUUCACAUAUCCUAAUCUAGCGAAACUUUUUAAAAGAUAUGGCAAUAUCAUGGCAACGUCGGUUCAAUGCGAGAGAAUUUUUAGUAAAACUGGAUGGAUUAUAAAUGAUCGACGAACUCGGCUCUCAUCAUCAAAAGUGAAGCAGCUUACAUUUUUAAAUGUAAACCUUUGUACAAAAAGAUUUGAAUUAUAAUUUUAGUCAUGUAGGAUCUGUAAAAAAUUAACUGUGUAAAAAGAUUUUAUAAAAAUGUAAAAUAUGUAAACAGAGAAUAAUAUGUAAAUAUUAUCAAAUUAACUUCUAAAUACGCCUGCAAUGUUUUCUCGAGACUUUAGCUAGGAAGUACUCACUCACUUUAAGCUAAUACACGCGGACGAAGUCGCGAAUGUGACCUAAAAUAUAUGUAUUUAGCAAUAUGAAAUAUUCUACAUCAGUCUUCUAAUCAACACUCAUUUUGGUAUAUUUUGUAAUUUUAAGUUAAGACACGUAAUACUAAAAACUGAAAAUAAUGUAGCCUAGCAAAAGCCUAGUAAAAGUAUGAAGGAAAGUA
Molecule: messenger RNA, 3047 nt
Organism: Bombyx mori (domestic silkworm)
Lineage: Eukaryota; Metazoa; Arthropoda; Insecta; Lepidoptera; Bombycidae
Product: zinc finger BED domain-containing protein 4
Exons: 1
Coding region: 734-2692 (652 amino acids)
Molecular function (GO): DNA binding; protein dimerization activity
Source: RefSeq, a predicted model, not a curated record